Lottia gigantea (owl limpet) is the source of this 1435-nucleotide messenger RNA. RefSeq lists its product as hypothetical. Gene Ontology annotation, molecular function: L-malate dehydrogenase (NAD+) activity. Bases 67 to 1065 code for a protein of 332 amino acids. NCBI's taxonomy places the organism in Eukaryota, Metazoa, Mollusca, Gastropoda, Lottiidae. Gene Ontology annotation, cellular component: cytosol; mitochondrion. The transcript has a single exon. Gene Ontology annotation, biological process: malate metabolic process; tricarboxylic acid cycle; oxaloacetate metabolic process. The record is from RefSeq and is a predicted model, not a curated record.
CGUGGCCUUGUAUAAUCUAAGCAAAGGACAAAUUUACCUCUUCUGUGAUUUCUUUUGAAAUUAGCAAUGUCUGAGCCCGUUAAAGUAUUGGUCACCGGUGCUGCUGGUCAGAUUGCAUAUUCAUUGUUAUACUCUAUAGCCAAAGGAGAUGUCUUUGGCGAUAAACAACCGAUUUCGCUUGUUUUGCUCGAUAUUGAACCAAUGAUGGCAGUACUGGAUGGAGUUGUUAUGGAAUUACAAGACUGUGCUCUGCCAUUACUCGCAGACGUCAUCCCGACAGCCGAUGAAGCAGCAGCGUUUAAAGAUAUUGAUGUGGCUCUGUUAGUAGGAGCACAGCCAAGACGACAGGGAAUGGAAAGAAAAGAUCUUUUGAAAGCAAACGUGAAGAUCUUCAAGUCCCAAGGUGCUGCUUUGGAUGCACAUGCUAAGAAAACUGUCAAAGUUGUGGUUGUUGGAAACCCUGCCAAUACCAAUGCUUUGGUAAUUUCUAAAUUUGCUCCAUCAAUACCAAAGGAGAAUUUCUCUUGUUUAACAAGACUGGAUCAAAACCGAGCACAAGCUCAGGUGGCAAGCAAACUGGGCAUUUCAAAUGAAAAUGUACAGAGAACAAUAAUUUGGGGUAACCACUCAUCAACACAGUUCCCUGAUCUAGCUCAUGCUGUUGUCCAUGUAAAUGGUAAACUGAUGCCUGCUCAAGAGGCUAUUAAAGAUGAUAAUUGGGUGAAGAAUGAUUUUAUUAAGACAGUGCAGACACGCGGUGGGGCAGUCAUUCAAGCUAGAAAGUUAUCCAGUGCCAUGUCAGCUGCUAAAGCUAUCUGCGAUCAUGUAAGAGAUUGGUGGUUUGGUACCGGUGAAAGAUGGGUUUCAAUGGGAAUCAUUUCUAAAGGUGAUUAUGGUAUACAACAAGGUCUGAUGUACAGUUUUCCUGUACAGAUUGGUACCGACAAAGUAGUACAGGUUGUACCAGGUUUGACCAUUAGUGAUUUCGCAAGAGAAAAGAUGGAUGCUACCCAAGCUGAGCUUGUAGAAGAGAGAGAUUGUGCUUUUUUAUUUUUAGAAGCUUGACUAUGCAAUUUAUAAGCUGUUCAGUAGGCCUAUUGGUAUUUAGUGAAUACAUUGUGACUGUCUUACAGUAGAACAUUGACCAAAAAUUUGUCUUAACCAGAAGUAAGGUUAUAUCCAGUAUGUUAUAUCCGGGACUAUAUUUGUUUGAUAAGGAUCAGUAUAUAUGUGUGAUUUUUUUUUUUUUACAAAGAAAAGUACCGUAUUGUUAUAUGAAGCAUCAUAGAAUAUUUUUAAGAAAUUUAGCAUUGAACCUGAAAUUUUGAAAUUGAAGUGAUUGUUGAAUGUAAUGUAGAUUUUGUUGAUUUAUACACAAUGUACUUAUUGAAUCCAUCAGAGCUUUGUUAUGAUUAAAUGAAAACUCUCAAAAGUU